This is a messenger RNA of Ilyonectria robusta, 1998 nucleotides long. RefSeq lists its product as uncharacterized. Gene Ontology annotation, molecular function: oxidoreductase activity; FAD binding. The transcript has 5 exons. The coding region runs from base 1 to 1998 and encodes 665 amino acids. The record is from RefSeq and is a predicted model, not a curated record. Lineage: Eukaryota; Fungi; Ascomycota; Sordariomycetes; Hypocreales; Nectriaceae.
AUGGCCAUUCUUGCUCGAGCCGUAGUGCUGGCCGCCUGCAUUAGCAGCCUCGCCAACGCCCAGACAAUCAAUGUCGAUGGCCGUGUGGUCGUUGCCAACGAGGGAACCGUUUCUGCAGCUGCGGAAUCCGCUGACGAUAACCUUGAGCUCACGGACGCCGUCUUGGCAAACCUGACUGAUCUCCAUCUCACCGAUAUUGACCUCUUCAAGUUCGGCGACGAUGGCGAGUCCGCCUACAAGCGGGGCCUGGGCUUUGCGUCCUGCAAGACCAUGCCUGGGGAUCUCGCAUGGCCUGGCAAGGUCGUGUGGAAGGUCUUCAAUCUGUUGACCGGCGGUGCUCUCAUCAAGACUGUUCCCUUUGGGGCCGUCUGCUACCAGGGCGAGCACUACGAUGCCGAUGCCUGCGCUCGCAUUAUUGACAACUGGACCAACUCCGAUACUCACGAUGAGGAUCCCACCGCCAACAUGUAUCCUCUCUUCGAGGGCAAUGCUUGUCUCCCUCAGGACGCCGGCAAGGAGGGCGCCACCUGUCAGCUGGGCGGCCUUCCCGUCUACUCGGUCAACGCCACCUCUGCCUCGCAGGUCCAGCUCGCCGUCAACUUUGCGCGAACCCUGAACCUGCGCCUCGUCAUCCGCAACACCGGCCAUGAUUUCCUCGGAAAGUCCACCGGCGCCGGUGCCCUGAACAUCUGGACCCACAACCUCAAGAAGAUGCAGUUCAUCAAGACCUACAAGUCCGCCGGUUCAUACAAGGGCCCUGCGUUCAAGAUUGGCGCCGGUAUCCAGGUGGUGGAGUUGUAUGAGGCUGCUAACAAGCAUGGAUACACUGCUGUUGGCGGCGAGUGCAGGACUGUUGGUGUUGCUGGUGGCUACACUGCUAUGGGCGGCCACUCUCCCAUGUCUCCUAUUGCUGGCCUGGGAUCAGACCAAGUCCUGAGCCUUGAGAUUGUGACCCCUGACGGUCGUCUCGUCACUGCCGAUGAGAAGAACAACUCGGAGCUAUUCUGGGCUGUCCGCGGCGGCGGUGGUGCUACAUUUGGUGUUGUCAUCUCCUUCACUGUCCGUGUCUGGCCGAAGAUGACAUUCUCGGGCGUGACCUGGAGCCUGGCUACUGCCGAUGCCAACAUCUCCAAGGACGUCUUCUGGAAGGGCAUGCGCACCUACUGGGCCAAGUUCCCCGAGUACAACGACAACAACACCUACGGCUACUCGGUCAUGUUCCCCACGGGCAACGACACCUACUCGUGGUCGAUGCUCCCGUGGCUCGUUCCUGGUAUGGAGCUGCCCGCGUUCAAGUCCAUGGUGGCGCCCCUUCUCGAGGAGUGGAAGUCGAUCGGCUUCAACGUCGAGCCCGAGUUCUUCACCCAUGACAACUUCUACGACACGUGGAAGAACCACUUCCCUACCGAGUCGGUCGGUGCGUCCAACGUCCGGACCGCCUCGCGUCUCAUCCCCCGCAAGAACUGGGACAACGCCGAUCUGCGGGAGGAGACGUUCGACGCAGUCCAGAGCAUCGUCGAGGAAGGCUCCGUGCUGAUCUCGUACAACAUCAACGGCGCGGCGCCCAAGGGCGUCGCCGCCAGCGCGCUCAACCCGGCGUGGCGCGACGUGUCCAUGUUCGCCAUCAUCGGCUCCGGCUGGGACGUGGCCGGCAGCAGCCCAGAGGCCAUCCUGGCCACCAACAAGAAGAUCACCAACGACUGGAUGCAGCGCCUGCGCGACGUGAGCCCCGGCUCGGGCGGCUACGGCAACGAGGGCGACGUGAUGGAGCCCGACUUCGGCCAGGCGUUUUACGGCGCCGACAACUACAAGCGGCUCUACGCGCUCAAGAAGAAGCUCGAUCCGUGGGGUGUCUUCUAUGCGCCUACCGGCGUCGGCAGCGAGGACUGGGAGAUUACGCAGGUCUCUGACUUCGUGGAUGGUCUUCUCUACAGCGACCUUCUCGAGACGCUGAGCACCUGGCUUACUCUCCAGACUGGUCGUCUAUGCCGCAAGUAG